UUAUUACCCCAGAGCUUCCUGGCGCACCGCCUUUCUCACUGUAUCGGAUCCUCUCGCUCUCCGUACUCAUGGUCCUUGGUCACGUGACAAGACUGGAAGCGGAAGAGGCUGCGAGAAGACGAGGGGGAACUGGGGACAUGUGAGGGUGCAGUCGGGGGUCCGUCGCCAUGCCCGGGAAGCUGAAAGUUAAAAUUGUGGCCGGGCGCCACUUGCCCGUAAUGGACAGAGCCAGUGAUCUGACAGAUGCCUUUGUGGAGGUGAAGUUCGGCAACACCACUUUCAAAACGGACGUGUACCACAAAUCUCUGAACCCACAGUGGAACUCGGAGUGGUUCAAAUUCGAGGUGGAUGAUGAAGACCUCCAGGAUGAGCCCCUGCAGAUCACAGUCCUCGAUCACGACACAUACAGCGCCAACGACGCCAUUGGCAAAGUCUACAUUGAUAUCGACCCCCUGCUCUAUACGGAAGCUGCCACCGUCAUAUCCGGCUGGUUUCCCAUCUAUGACACAAUACACGGUAUCCGGGGGGAGAUCAGCGUCAUAGUGAAAGUGGAUCUCUUCAAUGACUUGAAUCGCUUCAGACAAUCUUCCUGCGGGGUUAAAUUCUUCUGCACUACAUCCAUUCCCAAAUCAUACCGAGCCGUCGUCAUUCAUGGGUUUGUGGAAGAACUGGUGGUGAACGAGGAUCCCGAGUACCAGUGGAUCGAUCGAAUACGGACCCCCAGAGCCUCGAAUGAAGCGAGACAACGGCUUAUUUCAUUAAUGUCUGGAGAAUUGCAGAGAAAGAUUGGCCUGAAGGUGCUGGAGAUGAGGGGGAACGCAGUGGUGGGAUAUCUGCAGUGCUUUGACCUGGAAGGGGAAUCAGGUCUGGUAGUGAGAGCCAUCGGCACUGCCUGUACCCUGGAUAAACUAAGUAACCCCGCCUCAUUAGCUCCUGCGUGUAAUUCUCCUUGUAAAGACAUAAAGGAGGCUCCCUUCAUUGAAGAUCUUAAUCCCAAUACUCAUUCAUCAGGACCCUCCACCCCUCUGAAAAACCAAACCUAUUCCUUUUCACCUUCCAAGUCCUUCAGCCGACAGUCCUCCUCGUCAGACACAGAUUUGAGUUUGACUCCCAAGACUGUUCUCAUUGGCAAGUCCCCUAGUACCCCUUCCCUCAUUUGUUACCCCCCAAGUCUCAAAGAUCCCUGUAGUCAGCAGCCCGGGGGCAGUUUCUCCCCCAGCAAGUCCAGCCACGUUAGCCCUGUGCUGAGGAAAUCCGUUUCGUUCAGUGAUGAGCUGCUAUUGGCUGGAAUGGGAAGUGGGAGCGCUGGAAAAGACGGGGGGACAUUUAAAACCCUCCUUAGGCAGCAAACUCAGUCGGCACUGGAACAGAGGGAAUUCCCCUUUUUCACCCUGACCUCCUUUCCCUAUGGAUUCCUCGUUCACGUCGGGGGAGUGGUCAGCGCUCGUUCAGUCAAACUCCUGGACCGUAUCCAUAACCCCGACGAACCGGAAACCCGCGAUGCUUGGUGGGCAGAGAUCAGGCAGGAGAUUAAAUCUCAUGCCCGAGCGCUAGGUUGCCAUGCUGUCGUAGGCUACAGCGAAUCUACAAGUAUAUGUGAGGAAGUCUGUAUCUUGUCCGCCUCGGGCACAGCCGCAGUUCUGAACCCCAAGUUCCUGCAGGAGUCGGCCGCAGAUUGCUGUUUGGACCAAAGGUUGUCUGGGCAGCCUGGAUUCUAUAUAGGGUCAGACAAGGGAGAGGUUGAGAGGUUAAUUCUGCAAGAUAGUUCUGUCCCACUAGGGACAGAGGAAAGCUCCCCGACUGCCUGUUCUUUCUGUCACAUUCCCUAUGAUGAGUUAAACAUGCCCUUCCCGGCCCACCUCACCUACUGUUACUCGUGCCGCAAGCAGAAAGUGCCCGAUGUUCUGUUCACCACUAUAGACCUGCCCCGUGAUGCCCUCGUCAUAGGGAAAGGCUGUCUGAUCCAAGCCAGGUUGUGUCGGCUGAAGAAGAAGUCGCAGGCAGAAGCCAAUGCCACAGUGAUUAGCAGUCUCCUCCCGUUUAUGGAGUACGAGUUGCACACUCAGCUCAUGAACAAGCUCAAGCUGAAGGGAAUGAAUGCUCUGUUUGGCCUGAGGAUCCAGAUCACAGUGGGGGAGAGCAUGCUCUUGGGUCUAGCAUCUGCUACAGGAGUCUAUUUAUCAGCGUUACCCACCCCGGGGGGCAUCCAGAUCUCAGGGAAGACCCCCAGCGAUGGAUCAAACGAGCAGCACAUGUCACACAUGCAGAAAAAGAUCAACGAAACCAUCGCCAAGAACAAGGAGCUGUAUGAGAUUAACCCUCCGCAGGAAAUAUUGGAGGAGACGGUGGGGUCCCCCAUUCCGGAACCGAGGCAGCGUUCUAGGCUCCUGCGCUCCCAGUCUGAAAGCUCCGAUGAGACGGCAGAACUGGAUCUAUCACACGGGAAGAAGGACGCUUUUGUCUUGGAGAUCGAUGACACCGAUGCCAUGGAGGAUGUGCACUCUCUGCUGACGGAUGUGGCUCCUCCUCCUGGGUUUUUUAUCUGCAAUACAGAAAUCAUGCCUGGAAUAAAUAACUGGAUACCCAAUAUACAAAUGUUCACCUCGGUGAGAGUCAUCCGGCUGAACAACAUGAACCUGACCAAUCAGAGUCUGAAUAAGAGCUUCAGUGAUCUCUGUGAGAAUCUGCUGAAGAGUCUUUACUUCAAGCUGCGCUCUAUGGUGCCCUGCUGCCUGUGCCACGUUAAUUUCACCGUGGCCGUGCCGGAGGAGGAGUCUAUACAGGUGGCUGUAACUGCCGUCGCCAUCACAUUCGACAAACAACAGGCGCUGCAGGUCAUUAAGAACAGGCCGGAGAGAGCUCAGCCCCGAGUCUCUGCAGACGCCGAGGAGCAACUUCAGUUCCCCAUGGAAUUAUCCUCCGACUCUCCCGGCCCCCAGCCUUUCUCUCCGGCCAGAGAUAAUCACGAGCGAGGCGGAUCCCCGGCCACUCAGAGAGCCGCUGAUUACGGUUCCUUUGCAGACAGAUGUAACAGCUGGAUAGAGCACAUUAGAGUGCGAGCUCACACCAUAAGACGCGGAUCAGUUAAGACAACCGUCUCUCAGGACAAGUCCAGCCCCCUGACUGAGGGCCCCAUGCGCCACCGAGGAGGAACCGCCGGCUCCAUUCCCUCCGUCACGGUUGUAAAGAUGACGCCCCUCUCCUUCAUUCCUGGCGCCAAGAUCACCAAAUUCCUGGGGAUCAUCAACAUGUUCUUUAUACGGGAAACCACUUCUCUGCGCGAGGAGGGCGGAGUCAGCGGGUUUCUCCAUGCCUUUAUAUGUGAGGUGUUUGCCAUGGUCCGUGCCCACGUGGCAGCGCUUGGGGGCAAUGCUGUGGUGUCGUACAUAAUGAAGCAGUGUGUGUUCAUGGAAAAUGCCAACAAGAAUCAGGCUCAAUGUCUGAUCAACGUCAGCGGAGACGCCGUUAUUUUCAUCUCUGAAUCAGAACUGGACGCAGCGCCGGCUCCACCCACAGCCCCACCCACAGCGCCACCGGCCCAGUCAGUGGGAGGAGACUGCGCUACAUGAACCCAACGCCACUGCCCGUGUUGUUUCAAUCAGGUGGAGCUGAGAAUUGGACCCGGGGACAUAGAGACUGAUGCAGAGAAAUUGUGGCUUUAUCAGAAGCUGGUGGUGCUGAAACCAAUGAAACUGGAACAAAUCUAUUUAUUUGUAUUGUUUCCCUCUGAACCCUCCCCCAUGUUUAUCCAGCGCCACCCCUGGGACUAAAUCAUUAUUAGUAAUUGCAGAACUGCAGCCUUACAGCUGUUUGCUGAACUACAACUCCCAGCACCCCCAGACACUUCUGUUUUACAUGGUUUUCUCUCCAGUUGCUGUCUCACCUCCUCCCGUGUAAUUAAUUCCAGUCACUAGAAAG
This is a messenger RNA of Xenopus laevis (African clawed frog), 3918 nucleotides long. It is a transcript of the gene c2cd5.L, whose product is annotated as C2 calcium-dependent domain containing 5 L homeolog. The coding region runs from base 168 to 3569 and encodes 1133 amino acids. NCBI's taxonomy places the organism in Eukaryota, Metazoa, Chordata, Amphibia, Anura, Pipidae. The record is from RefSeq and is a predicted model, not a curated record. The transcript is spliced from 28 exons.